Molecule: messenger RNA, 2954 nt
Organism: Sabethes cyaneus
Lineage: Eukaryota; Metazoa; Arthropoda; Insecta; Diptera; Culicidae
Product: capon-like protein
Exons: 10
Coding region: 457-1761 (434 amino acids)
Molecular function (GO): nitric-oxide synthase binding
Source: RefSeq, a predicted model, not a curated record
CGGCAUUCUAUAUCAGUAUUAAAUUUCUUUUGAAAAAAAAAGAGGAAAAAAUUGGUCAACUAACAUGAUCUAGCCAGGUGCAUAGGAGUGAAUACAAGCAGAUACAUCUUUUCGUGUCCCAAAAGAUCAACAUCUUGUUCUAUAGUGUAUAGUGCAUUAACCAGGAAUGAAAUGAACAGUGUGUAUGUGCCAUCUGUAUUAUUAUCAAAUGUGAUUGACCUCUAAAGCAGAGCAUCAGAAGAGGCAGGAAGGACAUGCGAGUGUAACAGUAAAAAGGGCACACAUUAGAAAAUCUCAAUGCAAAGUGAAAGAUUUUUAUCCGAAGAAAUAAAAUGCUCUUGAGAACGUUUUAUUGUUAGUGAUUAAAUAAUAGAAAAAGAAAAGUGCACCCAUUCGCGGCUCCAUCAUCGCUAACAAAGUGUAGUUGUGAACAGGAGCUGGCUCACCGGAAGCAAAAUGCCUUCUCAACCUUACGAUCUGGUAAAGGAUGAUCAAGACAUUCGUGUACCUUUGUAUCCCGAACAAGCUUUUCACGGAAAUGGACUGACGUUCCAGGCAAGGCUCAUAGGAUGGCAAACAGUGUCCCGUCCAAAUAGUCGCUCUGAAAUAGUACAAGCAAUGCGUAGGAUUCGGUAUGAAUGCAAAAUACAAAACACCAAAAAGAAAAAGGUGAUGUUUCACAUCUCGGUUGACGGAGUGCGCGUCUGUCUGAAGCGGAAAAAGCGAAAGAAAAAGCACCACUGGAAUGAACCGUCCGAGGUGGAAAUACUGAGCCAUCCGAUCUACCGGAUCUUCUACGUAUCGCACGAUAGCAACGAUUUGAAGAUAUUCAGCUACAUUGCCCGGGACGGCAGCAGUGACAUCUUCAAGUGCUGCGUUUUCAAAACCAACAAAAAGUCACAAGCAAUGCGAAUCGUCCGAACCGUUGGUCAAGCGUUUGAGGUCUGUCAUAAGCUGUCCCUGCAGGACAGUACCGAACGGGCAGACGAGCACUCGGAAACCUCCCACUGUGAUUACUCGGAGUUGGAUCGAAGUUCUGAGAGAUUAAGCGACGAAGGGGAUAUGAAAAAAGACACUAUACCUACUCACGAGCCACCGCGACAAACCAGGCCUAGUCAUUUGGAACUAUCACCUUCUUUAAAUCCAGUCCCGGGAACGCUAGCUCAGGAGUUUGGAGAAGAACGUUUAGAAAAGACACCACUCACUGCUUCGAAGGAAAUUGUAUCGUUGAAGGAACAACUGGAUCAGCAAAAUCUUCAAACAAGACAGAUUCUGGCCCAACUGGUGCUUGUACGAGAGCAGCUAAUAACCGAAACGAAUGUUAGAAUAGAAGCACAAGCACGCAUUCAACAAUUGGUUCAGCAAAACAGAGAACUGUUGGAGCACAUCGCAGCAUUUGGUGGAUAUCACGAGCCCGAUCGACCCGGUAUUUCCUCCACUGCCAUCGGACUGGCACCGCAGCUUUCCUCUACCGCCAAGGUGGCCCGCUGGUUCCAUCAGCUGCAGUGGACGAACCAAAAUCAGCCGCUCUCGCGACCGGAAAGUGGCUUCGUAUCGGGUGAUUCGCGGUCGGAAAAGAUUCAGAAAUCGGAAGCCGACAUCACCGACAGUAUAACCAAAGAUCACCGGCCGCAUCCGCACGUUGAUUUAUGCGACGAAUAUCUACUGAUCGAAGGCACGAGCAAUCUUUGGAGCAAGCUGAACGUUAAGAAGCGUAAAAAACUUCUUAGCAUGAAACUAGGAAAAGUGACAACUUUUUAAUAUUCUCAUAGAUGAAUUUAGAUUCGAACAGUGCUGCUGCCACACUAGCGCCGCACGUUCUUAGCUUAGUUUUGAAGUUAUGAUUAAAAAAAAAUCUCGGUAUUGGGAUUUAUGCCUAGGCCACCUUCGUAGUUGAUCUAUGUAGUUGUAGUCUUAGAUGUAUGAUUUGGAUGCGGCUUUAAUGCUCUCAUCGUGCUAAAAUAAAAUUAGAGACAGGUGAUGCGCAUUUACAAGCAUCAUCAGAGCUCAUAAAAUAACAUUCCAGCUAACAUUAAGAAGAACAACAGUUCGGGCUAGCUUUUCUUUUGAUUGUAAGCGUUCGAAAUUAGUCCACGCUCGAGCAAUAACCAAGUAAAGUUUAAAACCGAGAUUUCUACAGUAAGAACAACAACUCGAAACUUUCCUAAACAUGUUAGUGAUUGAUUAGUGAAGGAGCACUCAGAUUUUGUUACAGAUUUUUUACGGAAAAUGCAACUAGAUUUAGUUAUUCUUUUAUAACUCGAAUAUUUGGUUUAUUUGAUUUGAAAAAGUCGUAAAAAUAAGAGAGUUGGCUCUUCUUGUCGCCUUUGAGAGACAGAGGCGAAGAUAAAGCUCAAUCCCAACAAAUAUCGUACCGAUAAAUAAUCAAACAACACGUUGCCACAAUAAUUGGAACCCUCGUUUUUGUGGCUAAGGAACGUACUACUUAACGUACUAUUAGUUCAAUGUAGAUUCUAAUUUAUACUCUUGUAAUAUUUUAUUAUAUCGUAAUAUUACUUAUGAACAAAACUCAUGAAAUUAUUGAAAUUGUCAUUCCCAUUUAAGCAGAUUUUGUACAAAAAUAAAAAAUGUUACUUCCACAAACAUAUGAAAACAAACAACAAUAUCGAAAAACCUACUGCUGCCGUUGUGCACAACGGAAAGCAAUCAAAGAUGAUUCACAUUAGAACAAUUAUCAAGACUGACAUUUUUUAAACAAAUAGCGAUGAUUAUGCUAAUUUACUUGGAUAACAGAUAAGAGCGAAUAGGUAUAGGUAAUGUUUAAUUUUUAAUCCUUUCUUUCACGUUCGCAGCAGCAAUAUACCUACAACAACACUAAAACAAACAAUAACGUUGCUGUUUAGCAUCAUUUUCAUAGUAAAAUAAAACCGUUUUUCUGCUGCCAAUCUGCUAACAACUACAUUCCGUCUACAAUAGACCGAGGCACUAAGAAG